AUGUCUCUGGUAAGCCAGAAUGCGUGCCACCGCAACGCAGAGACCACUGUAGAUUACAGCGACUUCCAUGGUGAGAUGCAGGCUACUAAUGCCUCCGGGUCCCCCACCUCCAUGCUAAUUCCUGAUGCUCCCCAGGGCCUUCAGGCGCCAAUCGAUUCUCAGGGCGCUAGCGCUUCCCAGGCUGCGCAGGACCCGAACGACUUCGAGGUGCUGAUAGAUGAGCAGUCCCGACGUUUGGGGGCGCUCAGGGUCCACGACCCUCUAGAGGACAGGUCGAUUGCUUUGGUGAAUUUCAUGCGAAUGAAAAGCCAAAUCGAGGGGUCUAUUCAGCAGACAGAGAUGCUAGAGUUCCUCAGAGAAUACUCAGAUCAGUUUCCUGAGAUCCUCAGACGAGCCUCAGCCCAUCUGGACCAGGUCUUUGGGUUGAACCUGAGGGUUCUUGAUCCCCAGGCUGACACCUACAAACUAAUCAGCAAACGGGGUCUCCAGACCACUGAUCGGAUAGCAGAAUCCCUGGACAUGCCAAAGGCAGGUCUCCUGGCCUUGGUCCUAGGCCACAUUCUCCUGAGUGGUAACCGAGCAAGAGAGGCCUCCAUUUGGGAUCUGUUGCUAAAGGUUGAUGUGUUAGAUGAGCCCCAGAGGAUCAACAUCCCCUUUGGCAGCACAAGGAACCUCCUAACUACUGACUUUUUGCAUAUGCGGUUCUUGGAGUACUGGCCAGUGUAUGGCACUAAUCCCCUCGAAUUUGAGUUCUUGUGGGGCUCUAGAGCCCACAAGGAAAUCACAAAGAUGGAAGCCCUGAAGUCUGUGGCAGAGGCCCAUGAUGAAGAACCCUGGAGCUGGCCAGAAGAAUAUAAUAAAGCCCUGGAAGCUGACAAGGCCAAAGAAAGAAGCCAGGCUGCUGGCUUGGAGUUCUGGUCAGAGGACACUAUGAAUGAUAAGGCAAAUGAUUUGGUCCAGUUGGCCAUUAAUGUCACAGAGGAGUUGCUGCCUAUACAUCAGGAUGAGCUGUUGGCUCACACUGGCAAAGAAUUUGAGGACGUGUUCCCAAAUAUCCUCAGUCGAGCUACUCUAAUCCUCGAUCUGUUCUAUGGGUUCUCUCUGAUUGAGGUUGAUACCAGUGAGCACAUUUACCUCCUUGUCCAGCAACCAGAAUCAGAAGAAGAGCAAAUGAUGCUAGAGAGCCUGGGGAGACCCACUCAAGAAUAUUUGAUGCCAAUCCUGGGUUUGAUCUUCCUGAUGGGCAACCAUGUCAAAGAGGCCAGUGUCUGGAAUUUGCUUCGGAGAUUUGGUGUGGAUGUAGGGAGAAAGCAUGCCAUCACCUGCAAACUUAUGAGACAGCGCUACUUGGAAUGCAGGCCACUGUCCUAUUCUAAUCCAGUUGAAUAUGAGCUUCUGUGGGGUCCUCGAGCUCACCUUGAAACCACCAAAAUGAAAGCCUUGGAGUACAUGGCCAGGCUCUACAGAAAGCAACCACAGGACUGGCCAGAGCAAUAUAGGGAGGCUGUUGAAGAUGAGGAGGCCAGAGCCAGGUCUGAGGCAACUGCUAUGUUCUUCUUUGGCCCCAUGUGAAGUCUGGGGGAAGUAUGUCACUUCAGUUGGGUGGCAUCAAUUAAAGGGGCCCUGGGGAAAUGGGCACUGGGGCCCCAAAUCAGAAGCUGGGCAGGGUUGGGGUGAAAAGUACACAUUGUGCUUGCUAUUUGUGUUCUAUUUCUAAUAGUAUUUCCUUCCUUUUA
Molecule: messenger RNA, 1736 nt
Organism: Lagenorhynchus albirostris (white-beaked dolphin)
Lineage: Eukaryota; Metazoa; Chordata; Mammalia; Artiodactyla; Delphinidae
Gene: MAGEE2
Product: MAGE family member E2
Exons: 1
Coding region: 1-1572 (523 amino acids)
Biological process (GO): negative regulation of transcription by RNA polymerase II
Cellular component (GO): nucleus
Source: RefSeq, a predicted model, not a curated record